Molecule: messenger RNA, 1647 nt
Organism: Coregonus clupeaformis (lake whitefish)
Lineage: Eukaryota; Metazoa; Chordata; Actinopteri; Salmoniformes; Salmonidae
Gene: yipf6
Product: Yip1 domain family, member 6
Exons: 7
Coding region: 48-737 (229 amino acids)
Biological process (GO): endoplasmic reticulum to Golgi vesicle-mediated transport
Cellular component (GO): trans-Golgi network; membrane
Source: RefSeq, a predicted model, not a curated record
CUGGUCAAACAUUUGGAUGACGUUUCAUAUCCGUGUGGACAGAGAAAAUGGCAGAAGUGGCUGAGUCAAGUAAACCGAUGUUUGCAGGUCUGUCAGAUGUGUCCAUUUCAGGGGACAUCCCUGUUGAGGGGGAGAUCAAUGUCCCUGUUGGAACCCCGAGUCAGGACAACGAAUACUCCACACUGGAUGAACCUGUCAAAGACACCAUAUUGCGAGAUCUGAAAGCAGUGGGGAAAAAGUUUGUUCAUGUGAUGUAUCCUAAGAAGAGUUCAGCGCUACUGAGAGACUGGGACUUGUGGGGCCCAUUAUUGCUCUGCGUGACACUGGCUCUGAUGCUGCAGGGGGGUUCAGUUGACAGUAAGGAUGACGGAGGGCCCCAGUUCGCGGAGGUGUUUGUGAUCAUCUGGUUUGGAUCUGUCAUCAUCACACUGAACUCCAAGCUGUUGGGAGGCACCAUAUCUUUUUUCCAGAGCCUGUGUGUGCUAGGCUACUGCAUUAUGCCUCUGACUGUGGCAAUGGUUGUCUGUAGGCUAGUGCUGCUGGGUGGGUCUGGGACGGUCAGCUUCAUCGUCCGACUAAUUGUGGUCACAGCAUCAUUCAGUUGGUCCACGUUUGCUUCUACAGCUUUCUUAGCAGAUAGCCAGCCUCCCAAUCGCAAAGCUUUGGUGGUGUAUCCCGUCUUCCUCUUUUACUUUGUCAUUGGAUGGAUGAUUCUCACGUUCUCACCGUCCGCGUAACAGUGGACUUAUCUCUAAACUGAACUUAACACAAUCCUUUUGGAAUAGAAAGAUACAAAUCAACACCUUGCCAUUUGUGAAAGCUGAGGACUGUGGAGUGUUGGGAGUACUUUUGGUGGAAAACAUUGUGCAUGUUCCUUUGGCGCAACAAGGAAAAUGAGAUAUUGACCAUAGUGCACAAUGCUUUGCCUCUUUCUCUUUUUUGUGUCUCUAUUAUUGCUAAGCUUAGCUAAGAAAUAGAGUACAAUGAACAAAAGUCAAAGUGAGUCCCUAUAAGGAUGUCAGAAAAGCCUAUCUGCUUGAUUUAACAAGCUCUCUGUGUCUCACAUGAAGAGAUAACUUAUCUCAAUUGUUUCCUGCCUUGUAAAUUAUCUUACAAUUCCAACUAAGGUUCCUACACUAAGCACAUUCCUCACUGUGAUAUUAAUAAUUCAUCAUAACAUGUAGUCUAGCAGGAACAAAGGGGACCAUGAAAUCUAUAUUGUAUGUUUCAUGGUCUAUUGCCAUUUACCUAUCCCACUGAUGAAUAUGUGAUGCCAGUAUGUACACUGUGCCUCACUACAGGCUACUGCAUAUGCCCUAUCACUCAAACAUUGCUUGGAAGGUUUCUGUUUUAUUUAGGAAUAAGUUAAUUGUUUUCAAGUAUUAUUAUCUUAUUCAGAAGGUAGGAUUUGAUUAUCCGCAGAUAGUAGGUGGCAGUGUUGCUCGAUUUUCAUAUGAGCAACCUAAAAAUGAUGUAGGUGGCUGUAGUGUACAUUUUCUACUUUUUUCUUUCAAAUUAAUUUUUCCUUGGGAAAGUUAUGUUAAUAUAUAUAUUUAUACAUUUCCUGUUCUCUCUCAAUAAUUGAAUGUUAUUCUAUUAAAACAGAAACGCUGUGGGGGAAAAACAAUGGUACCCUCCAAAACCUGA